ACAGACACGGGCAAUGAGGCUCAACCACCUCGCCUGAACCAACGCCCUCUACCCCGACCAAACCAAACCAAACCACCACACCCACCGGGUCCCUCGCAACAACAACACCACCACCACCAGAAAAUGGCCUCCUCAACCCAACCCUUCGGCUCGCGCUCCUACGCCGCCGGCAAAUUACCCGACCGGUCCCUCAACGCCGCCAACGCCCUCCCCUUCAGCGCGUCCUCAUUCUCGCGCCACCGCGUGCACUCGCAAGCCCACGGCCAAGACACGACGAACCCGCUGAGUCGAUUAACGGAGGAACAGCGGGAGGAGAUUAAUGAAGCUUUCACCCUCUUCGACCUCGACCGCGACCGCCACCUGGACUACCACGAACUCCGCGUCGCCUUCCGCGCACUCGGCUUCUCCCUCCCCAAACAAGAACUCAUCUCCUUACUCACGACCUACGGCGUACCCCGGCCCCAAGUCCAGCAACAACAAGCCCAAGCCCAAUCGCAAAACCACCCCACCCCGCAGAACCCCCCGCAACCCCUCCAGAAAUCCACCACCACCAACAACAACCCCCAACACCCGUCCAAUCUCCUCAUGCCCCUCAGCGCCUUCCAGGCCGUCACCGCCUUGAAAAUUCUGGAACGGGAUCCGCGCGACGAGAUCCUGCGGGCGUUCGAGCUGUUCGACGAAGGUGGGAAGGGGUACAUCGAUCUGGAGGAUCUGCGGCGCGUGGCGCGGGAGCUGGGCGAGACCGGGCUGGAGGAGGAGGAGCUGCGGGCAAUGAUCGAGGAGUUUGAUUUGGAGGGGGUGGGCGGUGUCACCAAGGAGGCGUUUGUGAGUAUUUGUUGGCAGUAGGCCCUCGAAUUCUUGGGGCUGGGGGAGUGAGUCUUAAAGUAAAGUGGAAGUGAUAGGUUUAGGAUAUUUGAGGCGAGAGGUU
Molecule: messenger RNA, 928 nt
Organism: Aspergillus brunneoviolaceus CBS 621.78
Lineage: Eukaryota; Fungi; Ascomycota; Eurotiomycetes; Eurotiales; Aspergillaceae
Gene: cdc31
Product: putative cell division control protein Cdc31
Exons: 3
Coding region: 124-846 (240 amino acids)
Biological process (GO): spindle pole body duplication
Cellular component (GO): mitotic spindle pole body; half bridge of spindle pole body
Molecular function (GO): calcium ion binding; microtubule binding
Source: RefSeq, a predicted model, not a curated record